AUACAGACUGUUUCUGCAAAUAUUUGUGAAAGAAUGGGUUGCUCUCUGGAGCUCAGUGAAUUCAAGCAUGGUACCAUGAUAGAUUUCCACCUGUUCAACAAGUCCAUCUGUGAAAUUUCCUUGCUACUAAAUAUUCCUCAGUCAACUGUUAGUGGUAUUAUAACUAAGUGGAAGCAACUGGGAACAACAGCAACUCAGCCACAAAGUGAGCGAGGUCAGUGCAUGCUGAAGUGCAUAGUGCCCAGAAGUCGCCAACUGUCUGCAGAGUCAAUAGCUAAAGAGCUCCAAAGUCAUGUGGCCUUCAGAUGAGCACAACAACAGUGCAUAGAGAGCUUCAUGGAAUGAGUUUCCAUGGCCAA
This is a messenger RNA of Staurois parvus, 359 nucleotides long. NCBI's taxonomy places the organism in Eukaryota, Metazoa, Chordata, Amphibia, Anura, Ranidae. The record is from the annotation of a GenBank genome assembly.